AUUAUAAUACUUUUAUAAUUGGUAGAAAUAAAUAUUAAAAUAAAAAAUAUAUAAGACAACAAAAUUAGAAGAUUUGAGAAUAAAUCAAAGUUUGCGAAGAAACCUACGUAUCACACAAGUUAUCACUCUAGUGCCCCACAUAGGUAGCCAAGUAGGUACCGUAUUACUGUCAUACUGACAAUCGUAGAAGGAAAAGUAAGUACCUACUCAAUCGUAAAAAAGUUAAUGUCUAAUAGUGGUAAUUUAAACUAUUAAGUAGAUAUUUAUUUAAAUAUUGACGAAAAAUUCUAAAAGUUAACUGAUUGAAAUUCCGCCCCUGGAAAACAAUACAAGUCUAUUUUCUAAGUUUAAAAAUAUAAAUUUUGACUAGUUUUUUCAGUCCACAAAAAUAAUUGAAAGUCUGACUGACGCUCUCGCUAGACCUAAGCUAACCUUGGAAAAAAAUUGAGUAGGUAUAUGUCAUGGGAGUUUUUGUUCUGAAUGCAAAAUUCAAACCAAUAUGAUAAAGAAAUUAUUCAAAUUAUUUUCAUAGAUUUUUUGCCGUCUACAGAUAUAUCUGUGGUACUCUAGUAUAUUAACUAUUAAGGUCUAUAGUGAAACGACAGAAUAGAUAUAAUGAAACACUGAAACGUGUUUAGUGUUGAUCGCGCAAGUCUUCCCAACGGCCAACGAUUCGUUGAUUGCUGAAUACAAAACUGAUUACUGAUUAUUAGUCGUUUGUCAAGUGUCAGCAAUUCAGCAUUCAACAGUUGAAACUUGGAGUUUUUAAGUUAUAACAUUCUAAUAAGUUAAUAAUUAAUUAUCGGUUAGACCAUCCGUGAAAUUGUUAUUAUUUCUAUAUCAUCCAUUAUUCUGACUGAAUUGAGUGUUAAGUGCAUAUAUUUUUGGGAGGGAAACCAAUCGUGUUUCGACAUUUAACUUAGCAUUACUUUAAAAUAAAUUAUGCCACCCAAACGAACAGCGAUCGGUAGAUACACACGGCAAGCACGGAGGAAGAAGGCAUUAAGAGCAAAACUAGCUUUAGAAACGGACGAGCAAAGGGAAGCAAGACUGGAAGCCGUUCGGGUGCGUGUUACUCGAGCAAACGCGUCUGUAACAGACGAGGAACGGAGAGCAACACCGGAAACUGAUCAAGUACGCACUACUCAAGCAUGUUCGUCUGGAACUGAUGAUCAUCAGGAAACAACACUGGAUACCGUUCGCGAAUACACUGCUCAAGCCCGUUUGUCUAAUACUGACUACUGAGUAGUGAAGAGACACGGUCCGGAGGGAAGCAAACUCAAAACAAACGCGACACGCUGAUUUAAUGCUCGUAUGUCUGUUGUAGCCAGUGGCGCAACUAGGGGGGUGCAAAAAGGUCUUUAGCACCCCCAAGUUAAAAUUUAGCACCCCCUGUUUUUGAUAUCUAACUUUUAUUAUUUUAUUGAAAUACCAUGAAUGUUAUGUUUUUAAAUAUUAUGAUAAAUUUCCUGAAAAAAUAUUUAAUUAUUUGGUCGUAAGUCUUAUAAUAUAAUUCAUUCUAAUUCAUUCCAUACACGGAUAUUCCCAUAAUAAUAAAGCAAAUAAUAAAACUGGUUAAGAUCAAGUAUGCUUCAGCAAAGGUUUACCAAUUUAUCUUUGCUGAAUAUUGAAAAAGAUUUAUUAAAUCAGCUUAACACUGAAACUAUUUUAAAUAAAUAUUGUAUGAAACCUAGAAAAAUUAUGCUAAUUUAAAAUGUAUUAUAAAUAUAUAAGUUAUUUACUAACAAAAUUAUGAAAUUAUAAUGUAUCCUUAUGUUACUGAAAUUUUAGCAAAAAAAGUAUUAUAAAUUUAUUUUCUUUUAUUUAUGUGAAGUGUGUUAAUAUAUGUUUUAAAAUGUUGAAUUAUCGAGCAUUGCAGGCUCAUGUGUAGGGGGUGUGGGGGGCAAAGCCCCCCACGGCUCUGUGGUUCAUUCACAUAUUUAGCACCCCCUGUUUUAGAGGUCUAGUUGCGCCUAUGGUUGUAGCUAUUAUAGAGUCAAAACCUUCUCGGCCGAUAUUAGAGAUAAUUUCAGAUAUUGUUCUCACGAGACAUCAGGAAACUUUUGUUAAUAUACCAAGUGCUAAAUUAUCCAAUUCACCACAAAUGGAUUGCCCAACUCAUUGAAAUUAGUUCAAAAUAGUGAUGGUAAGAAAUAGCAAUAGCAUUGUUAAUAGUAUUGCCAUAUACUAAAGGGCUUUGCCCCGACCAUCCAUCUUCAACAGUAGGUAGUUAAUAUAUAAUAAUAUACCAAUACUAUAGUAACAUUUACCACCCCUUAUAGUCGGGUCGAUAGCCAUGGACGGUAAGAAGGGCAUAAGCCCUAUUUGACCUAAUUGUACCCCACCCUGGCGCCCUCACACAAAUAUUGAAUGCGUGUAUGCAGUAGUACGUUGUAGUAAAUAAAAUAUGAAUUUUAUUUCCCCCCCCCACCCACCCUAAAGUAUGGUUUACCCCAUUUUAAGAUCUGAUCUGGUUUCGGGUCUGAUUAUAAUAAAUAUUAUUUUACUUGUCAUAAAUUGAUAUAAAAAUAAAUGACAACAUAAAAGUAUAUUUAAAAAAUUAAAACAUUCCUUUCCUUGUUUUAAUGAAAACAAUUAAAAAGGGUGGUCUCAAAACUUAAGAAAAUUGAAGAGGAGCUCCAUGCCCCCUCAAUUUGAGCUCUGGCCACUAAUCUAAUUUUUACUUAAACACUAGGUACCUUUCAUUUUUCUGGUAAAUUAUUUAAUACUUAAAGAGAUUUAGUCUAGUUAUUGCUAAAAUUACUGUGCAAUGAAGUUCAGUGAAUAUUAGAAUAAACAUAUUAAUAGAUAGUUAAUAUUUCAUAGAAAAAAAAAUAUUGUUUUAAAUGGAAAAAUAUAUUUUAAUUCUUACUCAUACCGUUUUAUGGUAAUUGUGAUUAUUAUGUCAUCAUGUACGACUUAAUUUUAAUAUUAUGUACUCAUUUUUUGUUUGACACUGGAAGUUGGAAAUUAGUAAUCUCAUUAAAAUAAAGGAAACUAGAUUAUUUGGUAUUUAUUUUUUUUAAUCAACCUUUCAUUUUAACAAAAAAAACAAUGUAGCAAUUCUAGCAAUGGUUUGCGCGGACUUUAUUUUAACUACUAAUAUAACUAUGACAGCUAAACAAUUAUAAUAUACAAGAUAGAAUGAAAACAAAUAUAUUGAGUAAUCAAGCCACUUCCUAAAUAAAUGUAAUUUUAAUGGCAGAUUCAGUUAAUACAUUUGUAAUAUAUAAUCAACUGUGGAUUGUUGUGGAAUGUUAACAAGAAGUACUUUUGAACUAUUGAAUAUUUUCAUUAAAAUAAAUUUAUACAUCAAAUUCACCAACAACUAUUUGGUAUCGCACUAUUGACACUUACAGUGAUCAGGGCCUAACUUAAGGGUCUCAGGGCCUCAAGGCAGCUUUUAAAGAAAGGCCCUUUUAAAUAUAUAUUAAUAAAAACUGUUUUUAAUUUGUAUAUUUUCAACAUACUAAUAGAUAAAACAAAUAUUAUAACAAUAUUGCUCGCACCGAAAUAAAAAAUUUUAGUGUUUACGGUUAUACAUUUAUUUAAGGGUUUCGGCUAUAAAUAUAAUCGAAUAGAAAGAAACAAUCACUGAUAAACACCACGAAAUGUAUUUAUUUAUGUUUAUACACGGUUCCAUAUUACUAAAACACAAUAUAAUAAUAUUAAUUUCUAAAUUACUUCCUCUCAAUAAUAUUCUAUAUUAUACAUGAACUAUUUUCCGUGUUAAUCAAUUUAUGUAUGUGAUACCUUUUUUUUGUGUGUGUUUCCCUGAGGGCCUCAGGAAGACAAGGGCCCCUAGGCGGCUGCCUAGUUGGCCUAGGCGGAAGUUCGGCCCUGACAGUGAUUUAAUUUUAUUCCAAUGUAUGGUACAUAAAUUAUUAAUAAAUUACCAAAAAGUGUCUCAAUUAUCUACAUAUAUAUUACCUGUAUAGUAUACAAAUAUAUACACAUUUAAAACGUGAGACAAUUUCUUUGAACAGCUAUAUCUGAAGUUCACAAUGGAUUUGAAUGGUUUGAUUUUUAAACACAAGUGUUAUGAUAGAAGAUGAGCCUUUUAAUACGAAAUAUUCAU
Molecule: messenger RNA, 4078 nt
Organism: Myzus persicae (green peach aphid)
Lineage: Eukaryota; Metazoa; Arthropoda; Insecta; Hemiptera; Aphididae
Exons: 1
Coding region: 943-1245 (100 amino acids)
Source: RefSeq, a predicted model, not a curated record